Micropterus salmoides (largemouth bass) is the source of this 1954-nucleotide messenger RNA. RefSeq names its product SLAM family member 8-like. The record is from RefSeq and is a predicted model, not a curated record. The coding region runs from base 149 to 1102 and encodes 317 amino acids. Lineage: Eukaryota; Metazoa; Chordata; Actinopteri; Centrarchiformes; Centrarchidae. The transcript is spliced from 10 exons.
GACAAAACUAAACAUUGCUGGGAGAAAAGAAAGCGAGGAGGUUGAACUACCUGGCCCGGUCAGACUGCAUGUUUUGCUUUCUGUUCAACUGUCAGGAGAGUUUGAUAGACCAGAAGAGGAAACAGACGCUGUUCCCCUCCCAACAAUAAUGGUCGAUGGCCGUUUCCGAUGCUUGGGCUGCUUCUGUAUAUGCGGUGCUCUGCUGCUGUUUGGGCUCUCUCUCCAUGAUGUGGAGGCUUCCAGCUGUGUCAUCCAUAGUGUCAUCCAUAAAAAAGUUGGAGACACCGUGGCGCUUUCAUCAUGCUUACCAAGUGAAGGGGUCACCUCUGCAAGAUGGAGAUACAGAGGGUCAAUAAUUGCAGAAAAAGACAGGGUUGUUCCUGAAAAAGAGCAGUUCAAGGGCAGAUUAGAACUAAACGCCACAGACUUUAGUUUAACACUGAGAAGCCUGACUCUUAAAGAUUCUGGUGAUUUCAGUUUAAACUCAGAGGUAAAUGACAAACAACAGGACACCGUCACCAUCAACCUGCAAGUUCAUGUAGAGCCCAUAACUGAACAGCCUGUCCUGACAGCCAAUUCCACCUGGAACAGCUCGACUAACUCAUGCACAGUUUUACUGGAGUGCAGUGCAAUCUCUAACAGCAGUGUGACCUACAACUGGACUGUGAGGAACCAAAUAAUAAGUGGCUCCAGGCUCCAAUACGUCAUCAGGCCACAGGACGGAGACACAAAUUUCACCUGCACAGUUUACAAUUUUCUCAGUGAGAAGUCAGCAACCAAAACAGUGAAGUGCAGAAACGACACACAUAAAUCAGUGUCCAGCUCCUCAACUCUUGUCUGGUUGAUUGCUGCGCCGGUUAUUGGAAUUGUACUGUUGCUGUCCCUGCUUUGCUACACAAAGUCAAAAGAUCCAUGUUGUAACAGGCUCACCCAGUCUCAAACGGUCAACCAAACUGAAACUCAACAGCCUGUGUACUCCUCUCUUCUCCAUGGUGAUGGUAGUAUCUAUCAAACAAUGAGAGGCUCUGAAGAUGCUGGAACAGAUGGACAACCAAGUGAUUACAUUAAUGUCACAUCUCCAUCUGAUCUUGGCGAGCAGUGAUAGCUGUGUGUACGAGUAAAUGAGAAGUACUGGACGAAGAAGCUGGCUAAAGGGGACAGUACAUACCCCUGUAGUGUCGUGUUUUUCUCCAAAUACCAUCUGUCGAUGCCUCUCAAUCAUUCAUUUGUUGUUGUUUUUUUUUUUUUGUUCUUGUUUGGUUCCAAGUCCAUAAAGAGAAAUGCAUCAUCAAUACAGCAACAGAAGCGUACAUGACAUGAAAACCAAUAUUCAUGUUUAGUCACUUAUUUGAUAAUUAUAUAACUGCUUUAUGAUUUUUGAUGAUAAAUGACGAGGGGAUGAAUGAGCAUCUAAUCAGAGUUCAGAGAGAUGGCCCAGGGAAGGACAACAACAACAUGGACUUUUUGUUUUUUUUUUUUUUUUGGUAAUCAUUUUCUUGUCACACUGCUGAAAUGUUGUCUUGGUGCAUGUUUACAUUUUUAGCCACUUGGUGGUGCCAUGUGGUUUCCUUUCACUUAGUGGUUCCUGUGGUCAAAUGCCCUUGCAAAUGCAUCUGAGUACAUGCACAAUGCAUAACUUAAUGCAUGAGCACAUUUAAUGUGUUUAACUAUAAUAUCAUUGGAUAAAAAUGUUUUGUAGAAUAUUUUCAACAAGUUAAAAUGUUUAAUUCAACAUUUUGCACCUUUUGGGCAAACGAGGUUACAUGUUGUUCCCUAUACUAUGUUGUAUGUAUGUUGUAUUUUACUAUCUUUGCUAUCUUUUAUUUAAUGGUCAAUGCCUGUCAGUAUUGUAAUUACAUAGAGAUUUGUUUUAAACUAGGUUUAUGUCAAAAAUGAACGAGCAGCCAGUUGGUCGAAAUACUAUUGUAAAAUAAAUAUACACAUUUGAACUCAU